AUGUCAAAUUAUCGUCCUUAUUUAUUUCCAAUUGUUUUAUUUCUUCUUCAAAUUCUUUUUACAUUAAUCUUUGGUUUUUACAGUGGAUAUGAAUAUUUUCCCGUUUCAAAUGUAACAGAUUUUGAAAAUCCACCUCGUGGUCUUGUUGAAUUUUAUUAUUCAAUGUUUACUGAUAUUCAUGUGAUGAUGUUUAUUGGUUUUGGAUUUUUAAUGACUUUUUUAAGUCAUUAUUCUUAUUCAGCUAUUGGAUUUAAUUUUAUCUUAUGUGCUUUUACAGUUGAAUGGGCCUUGAUAAUGCGUGGUUUUAUGUUUGAUUGGAAUGUUUCUGAACAAAAAUUUUUAGUUGAUAUUCAAAGUUUAUCAACAGCAGAUUUUGUUUCAGCUAGUAUACUUAUAUCAAUGGGAGCAGUUUUAGGACAAGUUAGUCCUCUUCAAUUAAUAAUAAUGUCAUUUAUGGAAGUUCCCUUACAAGUUGUUAAUGAAUGGAUUGGAACACAUUUUCUUUGUGCAAGUGAUGCUGGUGAAUCAAUGUUUGUACAUGUAUUUGGAGCAUAUUUUGGUUUAGCUGUUGCUUUUGUUUUAUUUCAUUCGAAAAUUCUUGAUUCUACUCUUGAAAAAUCUCGUUAUACAUCUGAUUUAUUUUCUAUAAUUGGUACAAUGUUUCUUUUUUGUUUUUGGCCAUCAUUUAAUGCAGGUACAGCAAGUGGCAUUGAAAGACUUUAUGCAAUAACAAAUACAUAUGUAUCGAUAUGUGCAUCCGUUAUUGGUGCUUUUCUUAUGUCAACACUUGUUAAAAAAGGUAAAUUAGAUAUGAUACAUAUACAAAAUUCAACAUUAGCUGGUGGAGUUGCUGUUGGAACUGUAGCAACAUCAAAUAUUGGUUUACAUGGUGCAAUGACAAUUGGUACACUUGCUGGAAUGAUAUCUGUUUUAGGUUUUCAUUUUCUUUUACCAAAAUUACAACGUAUACGUAUUCAUGAUACAUGUGGAGUUAAUAAUUUACAUGGAAUGCCUGGUUUAAUGGCUGGAAUUACUGGAAUUAUUCUAGUUUUUUCUGGAAAUCGAUCAAAUUUUUUAGAUCAUUUAACAGAUGUUUGUCUUAGUGGUGGAAAACAACGAACUAAUAAUAUGCAAUCAGCAUAUCAAGCAGCUGCACUUGGUUUAACAUUAUGUAUAGCUAUUGUUGGUGGAUUAAUUACAGGUGCAGUUUUGAGAUUACCGAUUUUUGUACAAAAUUUUGAAAAUUUUGAAGAUGAAUCAAAUUGGCAUUUACCUGAAGUUGGUGAAGCUGGUGAAGCUGGUCAACCUAGUGAUGCUGGUAGUUUAAAUAAAAUCUUAGAUAGACGAUUUAGUAUUAUACCUGUUGCUAAUAUGAAUAAAAAUAUGCAACGACGAUUUAGUGUUUUUCCAGAAUAA
Molecule: messenger RNA, 1416 nt
Organism: Adineta steineri
Lineage: Eukaryota; Metazoa; Rotifera; Eurotatoria; Adinetida; Adinetidae
Source: the annotation of a GenBank genome assembly